Molecule: messenger RNA, 1052 nt
Organism: Ziziphus jujuba (common jujube)
Lineage: Eukaryota; Viridiplantae; Streptophyta; Magnoliopsida; Rosales; Rhamnaceae
Product: protein FAR1-RELATED SEQUENCE 2
Exons: 4
Coding region: 206-814 (202 amino acids)
Source: RefSeq, a predicted model, not a curated record
CUUCCUCACUCUCUGUGCAUUAUUCCAAGCAUUUCAACUCUAUACUUCCUCUUGCUGGGUUUUCUAUUGUGGUAACUAGAUUUUCGCUGUUGGAGCUGCUGAAUGAUGAACUUGAAUUCUUUGCAAUCCCAAUUCCUAUUCUCGAAAUUUAUUCAUAAUUCUUUGCUUAUGUGUUCAAGUGUAUUGUGUAACUUGUAAUGUGCAAAUGGAUGAAGAAAAUGGGAUGAUAGAAACAUUAACAAGAGGAGAAUCAAGUAUAUGUGAGGCUGGCAAUGUUGAAGAACCAAGUGAGGGUAUGCUGUUUGAAUCAGAAGAAGCUGCAAGAGGAUUCUAUGAUGAUUAUGCCAGACAAACAGGAUUUGUGACCCGUGUUUUGUCAUCCCGAAAGUCUGAGCGUGAUGGGUCAAUAAUCUCCCGUGGCCUUGGGUGUAGAGGGUUUUCUGAUAAUCAAACAAAAGUUCAAGAGCAGAAGAAGCACCGGCGACGAGAAGCUUGCACAGCGAUGAUUCUGUUAAAAAGAGAUAAGACUGGAAGAUGGGUUGUUAGGAAAUUUGUGAGGGACCAUAUUCAUCCACUGGUGGUUCAACUGCAAACGAGUCGCCGUACACUUGAUGAGAAAGAUAAGAAAAUACAGGAAUUAUCUGCUGAACUACGAAUGAAGAAGCGGUUAAGUGCAACAUAUAGAGAGCAACUGCUUGCAUUUAUGAAGGAUGUUGAAGAACAUAAUGGACACCUUUCAACAAAAGUUCAGUUAAUUUAUGACAAUUUAAGAGAGCUUGAAACUAAAACGAAGGAGAUUUUACACCAUAGAUAGCUUCUAUAAAUAAAUACCAGGCUUUUGGGGAAGUGCUGGAGAGGAUCUGAGUGCACUGGGAUACUUGUGCUAAUAGUUAUUUUAAUCCAUGUAAAAAGUUGUUUUUAAAGAGAUUAGUACAGAGUUUUGUGACAUAAGUGCUAACUGUGUAAAUUUAAAUGGUAAGUUUGAUAAGCUUUUUAACUUUUAUGAUAGGAUGCUUUUAUAUCAAAGCCUAUUUUAGACCAAUUGUUUGUUA